AUGUGUAAAGGGCAUCAGCUUUUUUUUUUUCAUUUCACACGUUGUAAGGCUCAUCGCAUGGAACAAUCACAAGAACAAGAGAACAAGAAGAUGGGACACAAUGAAAUGAUGCGAGCUCAGGAUGAGGACCCUUCAACGAUGGACCAAUCGAAUAGCGCAACCCCCGUUAGCAUCGAGGGCAAGGGCGCAAAACAAAAAGUGCCGGUCAAAUACAUAGCGAAUCCCGCCCGAAGACAUGUUACAUUUGCCAAGAGACGUCACGGAAUCAUGAAGAAGGCAUAUGAAUUGUCAGUUCUCACAGGAGCCAACGUCCUACUCUUAAUAUUGUCAAAAUCAGGAUUAGUGUACACUUUCACUACACCAAAAUUGGAACGUAUAGUGAGGGAACAAGAGGGCAAGAGACUGAUACGACAAUGUUUACAGGAAGAGACAAUGGGAGAGACAACGUAA
Molecule: messenger RNA, 450 nt
Organism: Torulaspora delbrueckii
Lineage: Eukaryota; Fungi; Ascomycota; Saccharomycetes; Saccharomycetales; Saccharomycetaceae
Gene: ARG80
Product: Arg80p
Exons: 1
Coding region: 1-450 (149 amino acids)
Biological process (GO): positive regulation of transcription by RNA polymerase II
Molecular function (GO): RNA polymerase II cis-regulatory region sequence-specific DNA binding; DNA-binding transcription factor activity, RNA polymerase II-specific; protein dimerization activity
Source: RefSeq, a predicted model, not a curated record